AAGCAUAGAGAAGGCCCAUAAUUGUCCCGCGAAGAGAAAAAAUCCCGAAACUUCAAAUCAUAUAAAUAUAUCAGCCAUUUUUAGGGCUUUUCUUUCUUGUUGCGUAGAAUUGCAGAGGACAGUCGUCAAAACCACUUCGUCAGUUAAAGAAAUUAUCAAAAAUGUAUUUGCAAUUCUACAUCAACGAUAAUGGCGACAAAGUCUACACUACCAAGAAGGAAUCACCUGUUGGUAAAGCCACACAAUCAGCUCACCCAGCUCGCUUUUCCCCUGAUGACAAAUUCUCGAGGCAGAGAGUUCUGUUAAAGAAGCGCUUUGGACUCUUGCCUACCCAACAGGCUCCUCAGAAGUACUGAUAACGGAUGGCAUGCCGUGUGUUUGGUGCUUGACUCUUGCAAAUCAGCUUAUUAGUGCUAUGGAGCAUUAGGGAUUGUUAGUUAAUAUAUGUAAUGGAAUGGCCUUUGUCUGUCGUAUGUUCUGUGAUCUUGAAUGCAGACUAAAGAUUAUUGAGAUGUAGACGUUUUAAGGAUGUAAUUCUAAGAACAAGUCUUACCAUGAUAUAUUCCAAAAUUUAAUUCCUUGGUUCCUUGCA
Molecule: messenger RNA, 592 nt
Organism: Chenopodium quinoa (quinoa)
Lineage: Eukaryota; Viridiplantae; Streptophyta; Magnoliopsida; Caryophyllales; Amaranthaceae
Product: H/ACA ribonucleoprotein complex subunit 3-like protein
Exons: 4
Coding region: 162-356 (64 amino acids)
Biological process (GO): positive regulation of telomerase RNA localization to Cajal body; rRNA pseudouridine synthesis; snRNA pseudouridine synthesis
Cellular component (GO): box H/ACA snoRNP complex; box H/ACA telomerase RNP complex
Molecular function (GO): telomerase RNA binding; box H/ACA snoRNA binding
Source: RefSeq, a predicted model, not a curated record